CCGGGUUGUACAAGAAGACCCUUGAUUUUCCUGCGUCUUUCGGUGCAUAAGUCAAUGGGUCUACUUACGCUUGCCGCCUUGUAAGUAGAUUUCGUUUGUGAAGAAAAUCUCAUCUACUGUCUUGCACAAAACUAUGGCCACAAAGAACGUGCAAUUUGAGGUGACGGGGAGCAAGCCUCCCGCCCCGAAGCCGAUGAAGAAGCAAUUGUGGUCUCUGAAUCCGGACCGCUACGACAUCGAUACGGUCAUCGGGACGGGGUCCUAUGGUAAGUGGAAGUUUAUGGAUCCUGGAUGAAGAUCGCAAGAUAGAAUUUCUAUGCGAGACAUUCCUCUGUCGUACUACAGGACCGUGCACCAAGAACAGUGGAUGGAAGUAAGCCACAGACCACUGCCAAGAGCAUAUUUUUUCCCACAUCCACAACAGGUCAAGUGUACGGUGCACAGGACAAGUUUACGGGGAAGAAGGUCGCGAUAAAGCGGUCGAAGGACGUGUUUGGUGAACUGACGGACUGCAAGCGAAUGCUGAGGGAAAUCGCCAUACUGAACCGGAUCGAGCACAAAAACGUCGUGCACCUGCACGAGCUGUAUCUGCUGCCGAACCCUGCAAAUUUCACAGAGAUCGCCCUGGUCUUGGAGCAGUGUCAGUUUGAUCUAAAGAAGCUGUACUUAUUUUUUUGCUGCUAUAAUGAUAAUUCUGUUUCAUGUAUGCUUUUUUCGGUUCUUUCGCAUGCUGUGAUUGUGCCAUGUGCAUGUCCACCUUCGGGAGCAUCUUUCUUGAUUAGAGAAACUGAAGCGUUACGAGCCUGUUUCACCAAAAUGCACUGGAUUUUGAAUCAGAUUCAAAUCGACGGAGCAGCUGAAUGAAGCAGAAUCAAGGACCUUGUUCUACCGGAUUUGCUGCGGCGUCAACUACCUCCACUCACAGGGCGUCUGGCACCGCGACCUGAAACCAGCAAAUGUAUCAUUGAACGAUUUUUGCGUGACAUAUUCUGAUUGCAUCACACACUAUCAUUUUUAUUUUCCGCUUGAAAAGGGUACUGUAUCGUGCAUAAAGAUAAAACGCAUGUCGAAAACCUACAGAUCCUUCUCAACACGGACUGCACGGUGAAAGUGUGCUAUCGCAAGAAAAAAACUGUCUUAGUCUCAACUUGUAAUGCCGCGGACAUUCUUUUUUCCUUGAGACCACAGGCUUUUGUCAUAACAUGCUCGACAUGCAAGUGCAACCUAAGUCAUCUUUCAUUCGUGUUUUCUCUUGCUUCUGGCGCAUCAUUUCGUCCUGAGCGAAUUUGUAUUGCCGAUUCUGCAAAGGUUUGAGACUGAGACAGUUUUUUCCUGGGAUAUGUGCGACUUCGGGCUGGCCCGCGCGGUUGGUCAGGACAACAUGUCCCUGCAGAUGCUGGAGCAGGGGGCUCAGGAUGCACACGUGAAGCGCGACCUCACCGCCCACGUGGUCACCCGGUGGUACCGCGCGCCGGAGCUGAUUCUGCUGCACGAAAACUACACGGAAGCGAUUGACGUGUGGAGUCUCGGGUGCAUCCUGUUCGAGGUGAUGCUCAUGGAAAAGAGAUACUGCGAGAAGGCAGACAUUCCGAAGAAGCGCGUGCCCCUGUUCCCGGGGGCCUGCUGCUACCCACUCAGUCCGCGGAAGGACAAGAACGACAAUCCGAUCGAGGUAUAAUGGAGAUCAGGAGCGAUUUUUGCAGUUGCUGCAUUUAAACCGUUGUACAUUUAUUUUUUGUUGUGCAUAAAGUUAAAGUAGCAUACGGAAAAAUUCAUCUCAGGUCGACCGCAAGCACGUGGACCAGCUGCGCGUGAUUUUUGAGCACACUGGGACGCCCAGCAAAGCCGACUACGAGUUUUUGAGCAAUCCCGACGCUAAGCACUACUUGAAGAAGCACUUUCCCUCAGAGACGGCGAAGAAGCCGAUCUGGUUUUACCACCGCUUAAACGGCAUUGAACCGAAGCUGCACGAUCUGCUGUCCAGGUAGAAAGGAUAGUAAGUUGUAAUUGACGAAUUAUAGUUGUUAUACAAAGUUUGCCUACAGAAGUAGAAUGAGGAACGAAACGAAAUCUGGUGUAGCUGUUCAUGCAGGAGUAGAUCAAACACUUCUACUUCCAGAAAAACCCAAUAACUCCGCCAGGUUGCUCGUGUUCAACCCGCAGAAACGCAUGUCCCUGAUGGAUUGCAUGCACCACGAUUUUCUCGCGAAAACGGUCCGCGAAGAGGAGGCCCGAGGGAACUUUUUGCCGGGCCGGGGGCCGCACCGGGGGGAGGACGUCGAUAUGAUGGACAUGAACGGGAACUGCAUCGUGGAAAGCAUCAAGUUGCCGUUUCCGGACCACUAUCAAAUGCAAAAAUGUCUGGGUCUGGAAGAAUGAAAGAUUUAUCAUGCUUGUCUGGCAUGACUGUUAACUCUGUGAUGCUUAGGCGUAAAAAGAUCCUCUUGCGUGUCAUGCAAAAAUGGAGCCUGUCAUGCGGAAUACGCAACAUACAGGAGCUCAAAAACUUGUCAUGCUUGGUCACCUAUAUCAGUGAGCUCAUUACUGAUACAGUCGCAUCACAAGUUUCCAGACCCAGACAUAUUUGCAUUUGAUAACCACCUGGAGAUGAAUGAACCGGAGUUGCGCCAGUACUACGUGUACGGAUUGGAAGUGAGACUAAAUUUCGUGGAACGCACAGGAGGCAAGCAUCGCAGUAAAGGAUCCAUAUUUGCAGUGUUGGAACGCGGUGGAUUUAACUUGUCAUGCGAGCAGUGAUUCAGAGCAGUUUAGUUACAGUAGGGGAGCUGCGUGCUCCUGCACUGGACCUGCAACAGGUUGUGCGUACACGAUCUGUAGUUUAUUUGCAAGUGAUAACGGGCAGGAAGAGUCGAUUAGCCGCGUGCGCGACCAGAAUAACCGCCGCACCAGGAGCGUCAACAUGCACCGGUGA
This is a messenger RNA of Amoebophrya sp. A120, 2932 nucleotides long. The record is from the annotation of a GenBank genome assembly. NCBI's taxonomy places the organism in Eukaryota, Dinophyceae, Syndiniales, Amoebophryaceae.